Molecule: messenger RNA, 3302 nt
Organism: Cololabis saira (Pacific saury)
Lineage: Eukaryota; Metazoa; Chordata; Actinopteri; Beloniformes; Belonidae
Product: transmembrane protein 74
Exons: 3
Coding region: 189-1097 (302 amino acids)
Source: RefSeq, a predicted model, not a curated record
UGCGGGGACCGGAGAGUCUGCAUUUAAAGCAGAUUCUCGGAUCAGCUUUUUUUCCUUCCUCUUAUCUGAAUCCGUUAUCCGGUUUGGUCAGCUGAACGAGAAAGAAUCUAACGGGAUGUUGGAGUAGCGCGGGAUGCUGUGCGGUGGAAACACCGUGGGAGGAGGAGGAAGGCUCGGAGAGAACCAGCAUGGCUUCCCCGCAGCUCCUGCCCGCACACGGGGGAGGCAGAGAGCCCACAGAGCCCGGACAGCCCGGGGGUCCCGGUGUCCUUGAGCGGGUGUUACACGGCCGGAGGUCGGACGGCUCAACAGGAGGAGCGCUCCCGGGGGAGGGCGGUGUUCUGCCAAUCUCUGCUGCUUUGCCAAAAAAAUACGACAGUUUGUGUGCGGGCAGCAUGGAUUGGCAGAGCCCCGGCUGUAACCACGGCCAUGGCCGGCCGGUGCCGUCAGCACCACGGACAGCGGAGCUGAAGCGCUGCCCCCCCGUGGAGGAAACCCGGGUCUGCUGCGACAAGGAACUAGAGACAUCCUUCACUUUUGUGGACGAGAACGUGAACUUAACACUGGCCAGCCCGGAGACGAGUUGUAAAAGCAGCCUGAGGCCGGUGCGUAACGGCUGCGAGCCGUGCUCAGAGACCCUACCGGACCUGUCCUUCAUCUCCGAGGACGAGCUCUCCUUCGGGGAGAGCUCCGGAUCCGUGGACUACGGCUUCAUCAGCGCCGUCACCUUCCUGGUGACCGGGAUCUCCCUGGUGAUCAUCUCCUACGUGGUGCCCCGGGACGUGCAGGUGGACCGGGACAGCGUGUCUGCCCGGGAGAUGGAGCGGCUGGAGCGGGAGAGCGCGCGGGUGGGCGCGCACCUGGACCGGUGCGUGAUCGCCGGCCUGUGCCUGCUCACGCUGGGCGGGGCCGUGCUCUCCACGCUGCUCAUGGUGUCCCUGUGGAAGGGCGAGAUGUACCGCAGGAAGGUCGUGGCUUACUCCAAGCGAUCGGCCAAGCUGUACGGCUCCAUCAGCCUGAAGACUCGGUCCAGCCCGAGCCAUUCCUCCGCACACUUGUCCCUGGAGGAGGAGAUCACGGUGGAAACUUUGACUUAAAGCCAUUACAUCUGUGAUAUAUUCAUGGAUUUUAAUGAGGACUAAUGCCAUAAGUGUGCAUUCUCUAAUAUAUUGCACACUAAAACAAUGUUGAUACAUCAAAGUGUAAAUUCUGCUUAAUUUUUUGUGUUUUAUCUAAAUCUUAUUAUUUCAUGAUUUUAAAAAAGUGAUCACUAAAAGCAAAGUGAUCAAUUGCAAACAUAGGAUGAAUAGGAGAAGACAGCUGCGCUUCCUCUGAUUGCUGCCAAUUGCAGUGGGUGCUGGACUUGAAAGAAACUUAACUUGAAGAUCCCACAAAGUGGUGAAAGCAGCACACCAAAAAAUGUCGAUGCAAGACAGGCUCAGUUACACAUUUCCAUCUUUUAUUGUAAUAAAAAAGCAAUAAAAUAUGGAAAUGUGUAACUGAGCCUGUCUUGCAUCGACAUUUUUUGGUGUGCUGCUUUCACCACUUUGUGGGAUCUUCAUGUAGGAUGAAGUUGUUCUCAAAUUAUUCAAAGGAGACAUAUUAUGAAACUUUUUGUUCAAAGGGUUUUUUAAAUUUCUUAAGGUCUUAAUGAAAAAAGUUGUGGCUUGCUUUUUUCAAAAUGCUAUAGAUGCUGUGCAAUAUCUUCUUUUUCAGCCUUGUCCUUGUUGCUCCCAUUGCUGUAGUUGUUUCGGCCCCUCAGGCCUUUCACUCCACUUAACCCCACUGUUUUUUUUAUGGAUUUUGCCUUUUUUUGAAACCAUUAUCAAGACUUUUUGCUGUACCACUUCAGAGCUGGAGGCCAUGCAGCAUUAUGGGCAGUUUGGGCAUGGGUUAGACGAGGCUACAACUCUGAUCUGGGACUGUGAUGUCACAGUCUUCUGUAAGACUGACUGGCUAAUUGAAACUGACAUUGUAAGAACUAGAAGAGCUGGUUUGAAGCCCAGUUUUCAGGGCUCUGGAUGGUGCUAUAUUGGCAGGACCAGACUGCACCUAACCCCCUAUUAAUCCAAAAAUGUGCAAAAGCCUGUGAUAAAUAAGCCUACCAAUUGGUUGAAGCACACCCGCGUUAUUGUGGUAACAACAAGCUUGCUAUUUUUAGCUUAGUUUAGUUCACAUGUUAAUUAAAAUUACCCUACAUUAAUUCUGAUCCCUAAAAUCUGGUAAAAAAAACCGCUUUCAUUGUAAUUGUUUUAGUUCAAACACAAAAAUAAAUGCUCUCAAACAAACAUAAAGUGAUAUGUAUUCAUAAUAUGUCCCCUUUAAUAAAAAGUAUUGGAAAUGUUAAGAGCUACGUUUGACAAACAAAGGGUGGAUCAGAUUUUUUUUCAUACCCAGGAUGCAACCUCUCAGAGCUUCCAUAUAUUAUUAAGGCUAUUCAUAUUUAAUGUGAAGGUUUUCCAACAGCAAAAUUGCACACGGACAUAUUUCAGGAAGCAGGCAAACGUGUGUGUCCCCAGGGCAGGAGAGUGGGCGUAAGUAGGGCUGUAAAGCUGUCCCUGUCUGCCGUGACUUGGGAGAAUCGGCUCAAUGAUCCACAUGGUAAUAUCCAGUGACAGUUCCUCUCUGGUGCAGUGCGGAGGUAAGCCACUGAGCCUGGCUGUUUGCAUGUGAGAGCCCCACGUUGUUCACUUUUUGUGAGAGACUUGACCUGACAGCGCUGACAUCCAUGCACCUUCCUCUGCCUUUCCUUUGGGUGUGUUUGCUCUCCUAUUUGCCCGUGUUGCCUCAUAUGUCAGAUUUUUUUGUCAUGGGAGCCUUUCCGUGUUCCUGUGUGCUUUUUCACCUAUAAAAUUCACAAUAUAUUUAGAAUUAGAAAUGUGUGGGAAGGCUCCUGGAUGACCAUAGCCCAAGUGCCUGCAACUCUUGGAGGUUGAUCAGAUUUUACAUAUCAGGCUGUUUUUCUUUUUCUUUUUUUCUCAUCCCCUGCCACUUGAAGAUUGGCUUAAGGACGUCUAAUCACACAUGAAAGAGCUGCCCUACUUCCAAAACUUAAGCUGCUGUGACUUCAAAGAACCAAUUACUUCUUUAAUGUAGGAUAUCAUUCUUCUAAAACGUUUUUAUUUGAUGUUAUCAAAGUGAUUUGCAGGUAGACGCAGGGAGCUCGGCUGAAGCACUGAAUCAAGUGCAGUCUUGAAAAGCUCUAGUAACCAGGCAAAGACCAGACUGCUAAAUAUACAUACACAGUUAUAAUAAAUAUACAUACACACAUAAAUGUACAUAUACAUAUUGUGUGAGGAAGG